GACGCUGCAUUUGAUUUGUCUUGGACAUCAGAACUCUUUCCUUGGAUUGAUAAACAUUUCAUUAUGGCUGAAAGGAGUUUUUUCGUAAACCGAGCUCCCAAGUCUACCAAGUCUACCGUGUCUCUACCAAGUCCUACCAUGGCUACUGCUGCGCUCAUCUCGGAGAACCUCAAGUUCAUCUGGCUCCUUAUUAAGAGAACAGAUGGGGUGAUCCUCAACGGUCUGAUUGCUGUUGGCACAGGGAUUGGUCAGGCUGCAUACACAAUAAUUUCCUUCAACUGCCCGUGCUCCUCCAGGAGAAAUUACCUCUACAGCCUUGCUGUGAUCGGCGCUCCAGCUCUGGCACUCUUCCUCGCAGGAGUGAUGAUGAACAGGAGCACGUGGAACCUGCUGUCCGACUGUCGGCUCAGGAAGUGUCAGAAACUGUUGCGAGUCGCUGCCUUAGCCCUGCUGAGGAGCGUUGUGGGUCGAGUUAUGGUGGCUCCGAUGACGUGGGUCAUCACUUCAUUUCUCUGGGGCCAGGCAUAUACAUGUGCCCUCAGUGAGUUUGUUGAUCCCAGGACGCUGGAAAAUUUCCCCUCGGGUCAGUGGGGGUCAGAGGUCAUGGCUAAAUUCCCAUGUGCUAACAGUGUUCCGACGGAGCUGGAAAGUUUUUCGGCAGAAAUUGGUCGACGACUGAAUUAUGAAUCACAGCUGAUUGCCUUGUUGUUGGUGGCAGGAAUGUCUCUGCUGGCGUUCAUCCUACUGUGUGUGAAGCGCUGCACUUCUCCCCUCAACUGCCAGCAGGAAGACUACUGGUCCCAGUACCGCUUGCACGAAAGGACCCUGCUGCAACGCACAGCAUCUGUGCACGCCCACCUCCUGGCUGCACAAAAUGUAAAAAGCUUUUUUGGCUUUGUGGCUCUGGAAGAGGAGGAUAAGGAGGAGCUGAUGGAGCACCAGAGUGCUUACCCAAUCUGCAGCACCGACUGGAACAGAAUCACUGGGGUCUACUUGUACACAGAGAAGAAGGGGCUUCCUCUCUACAGCAGGCUAAAUAAAUGGGCAACAUAUAACCAAGAGGGCACCGAAGCCGUGGAAAAAGAAAUGGUUGUGCUCAAUUGA
Austrofundulus limnaeus is the source of this 1104-nucleotide messenger RNA. Its product is annotated as calcium homeostasis modulator family member 2. Gene Ontology annotation, molecular function: monoatomic cation channel activity. The record is from RefSeq and is a predicted model, not a curated record. NCBI's taxonomy places the organism in Eukaryota, Metazoa, Chordata, Actinopteri, Cyprinodontiformes, Rivulidae. Gene Ontology annotation, cellular component: plasma membrane. The coding region runs from base 64 to 1104 and encodes 346 amino acids. The transcript is spliced from 3 exons.